Messenger RNA from Lineus longissimus, 1169 nucleotides. RefSeq names its product translation initiation factor eIF2B subunit alpha-like. Gene Ontology annotation, biological process: translational initiation. The coding region runs from base 24 to 962 and encodes 312 amino acids. Gene Ontology annotation, molecular function: guanyl-nucleotide exchange factor activity; translation initiation factor activity. Lineage: Eukaryota; Metazoa; Nemertea; Pilidiophora; Heteronemertea; Lineidae. The record is from RefSeq and is a predicted model, not a curated record. Gene Ontology annotation, cellular component: eukaryotic translation initiation factor 2B complex. The transcript has 9 exons.
CGACAAUUCGACUAAAAUUUCUGAUGAUAUGCAAUGAAAAUCUGCUAAAAAUGGACUCAAAUGAUAUUGUUCCGUAUUACAACCACCUGAUGCAGGAAGAUCCGAGCACAUCACAAGCUGUUGCAGCCAUCAAGACAUUGAUAGAGUUUAUCAGAGUGAAUCCAGCGGAGACGUUACUUGGAUUGCGAGAGAAUCUCAACCUCGCCAUUAAGAUCCUCCAGCAGACAGAUGGACCGGUGGCAUCGAUAGCCUCAGGUUGUGAUCUGUUUGUUCGGUUCAUCACACUCACUUCACUAGAUCAUCCAGAUUUUCAAGACUGCAAAAGUGUUUUGGUGGAGAGGGGAAAGGUGUUCCUGAAUAAAGUCUCUCGUUCUCGAAGAAAAAUUGCAAAAAUAGGCAUUCCUUUUAUUAGAGAUGGGACUACUAUUUUGACUCAUUCCAAAUCGCGCGUGGUGCUCGAACUGUUCAAGGAAGCUGCUGCUGCCAACAAACGGUUCAAUGUCUACUUGACAGAGUCGAUGCCAGAUAAAUCAGGUGUCGACAUGUUUGAUGAAGUCACAGCUCUUGGAAUACCAGCCACCUUAAUUCUAGAUGCUGCGGUUGGGUACAUCAUGGAAAAUGUGGAUCUGGUUCUCAUAGGAGCUGAAGGAGUGGUAGAAAGUGGAGGAAUAAUAAAUAAGAUAGGGACAUACACUAUGGCAUUAUCUGCUAAGGAGUUAGGAAAACCAGUGUAUGUGGUGGCAGAAAGUUUUAAAUUCACAAGGGAAUUCCCGCUAAAUCAAAGAGAUAUACCAGCAAAUUUCAAGUAUCAUUCAUCAACCAUCAAAGGCAAUAUUGAUCUAACCAAGGAACACCCACUGGUCGACUACACUCCUCCUUCUUACAUUACGUUAUUGUUCACAGAUUUGGGAGUGCUAACACCAUCGGCAGUCAGUGAUGAACUCAUCAAGUUAUAUCUCUAGACUUUAGUUGCGUUGAUACCAUCAUCAACCGCUGUGUACUUCUCUGUGCAAUCUGUGUUCUUGAUGCAACAUGACAGAUAUAUAUGGGUGACUGACGGGAUUGUUGUGGACAUUUUCAAAAGGGAUAUGGUGAACCAAGUUCAAAUCAUACAGAUUGUGCUAAAAUUGAGGUACUUAUAUUUAAUAAACAUGUGCCUGUUAUAACAA